UGCUUCAUAAAACACAGGUUUAGCUUCAACUGACGGCUAAGCAUCACUGAGGAUGUGAAAGCUUUAGAGAUGGUGCAGAAAAAGGUUCCAUUGAUGAGGCAUUUCAAUUACACAGAUAGACUGGGGAAGCUAGCAAUGUCCUUACAGAAAGUCGAGUGAAUAUUCGAUAAUUGAGGGGUCGAGGGGAGAUAUACAAAAAACGAUAUGAGGGAGGGAAAAUGAAUGGGAAAAGUCUGGAAUAUUAUUGCAGCGAGGCUGCAUGCACUUGAUGGGCUGAACGUCCCUCUGUUGUGCUCAAACUGCGGCCCAACAUGUGAACAUGGACAAGUGUCAAUCUCUCAGGGACAACAACCCAAGCUGCAGUGUCACGGGGAAGGCUAAGGCAUGAGCUGUCGAUCACCCACGGCUGGAUGGCGGUGAGCGGCGUUCGGAGCUCGACUGUCGGCGUCCGUGUUUGGUAACCAGGAGACGGCGGAGGGAGGCCGCCGCCUGGGAUCGGGAUCGAGCCUGGGCCCCCAACUGGGAUGGCGGAGCAGGAUUCAGCUACUCUGGCUGCAAUAAACUAUUAUUGCCAAAAGAGAUAUUUUAAUCACAUCCAGAUCGCAGCAGACGAGGGACUCAAAAAAUAUGGCAAUGAUGCGGUGUUCUUGUUUUUUCAUGCUUAUGGUGUUCUUAUGGAAGACCGAAUUCAAGAAGCUAUCCGUGAGCUCGAGACUGUUAAAGAAAAGCCGGAUGUGUCUCUCUGCUCUAUAAUGGCUCUAAUCUAUGCUCAUAAGAAGAGUUUAGCUCCAGAUCGUGAUGCCAUUCAUGAGCUUGAUAGCAAACUAAAAGAAGACCGGAAAACUGCAGGACAGGCAGCAUUGUAUUUUGCGGGCCUCUUCCUUUGGCAUAUUGGGCGUCAUGAUAAAGCUCGUGAAUACGUUGAUAGAAUGAUUAAGCUUUCUAAUGGAGCAAAAAAGGGCUUGAUUUUGAAAGGAUGGAUUGAGUUAACCAGUGGGAGAGACGCAUACGCUAAAAAGGCCAUCAAAUAUUUUGAUGAAGGAAUCCAAGAUGGAAAUGAUGUAUUUGCUAUGAUGGGCAAGGCACAAUAUCUUGAGAUGCGUCAGAACUACUCUGGAGCUUUGGAAAUGGUAAACCAGAUGAUAGUUCAUUUUCCUGGCUUCCUGCCGGCUUUUGUAAAGAAGGUAGAACUCCAGCUAGCCCUGCAGGAUUGGGACCAGACAAUUGAGACCGUACACAGACUCUUACAGAAGGAUAGUCAUAAUUUUGAAGGUCUAGGGAUGCUGGCCCUUCAUUCUUUAUGCAGAGAGGGAAAUAUUAAGGAGGCUGGCUCUAGACUUGGUGAUCUAAUCAGUAUAUUGGACCGUUUUGAACCACAUAAUCCUGAUCUUUUUUAUAAAAUGGCAUUGGCCUUCAGUAGGAUGUGUGGACGGAACCAGAUUGUCCUUCAGCAAACCUAUACCUUGGUUGAAAGAGCAUUCAACAUAUCAUCACGUAAUGCAGACAUUGCAAAUGAACUUGGCUAUCAGAUGGUGUUACAAGGAAAAAUAAAAGAAGCUGUGAGAUGGUACAAAACUGCGAUGUCGCUGGAUGAAUCAAGUGUUCCUGCGUUAACUGGUAUUAUAAGAUGCCAACUAAUUGAGGGACAACUAGAAGAUGCAGAACAACAGUUGGAGUUUCUUAAUGAAAUUCAGCAAUCUAUUGGAAAAUCUGCGGAACUGUCAUUCCUACGUGCAGUUUUGGCUGUGAAGAAACAAAAGGGGCAGGAUGAAGUCAUUCAUUUCCUAAAUGAUGCUAUUAACAUUCAUUUCUCUACAUUGCAAGGCCUGCCUCUGGGAGUUCACUACUACGAAAAGUUAAAUCCUGACUUUCUAUUGGAAAUUAUUCGUGAAUAUCUUGUCUUCUGUCCCACACAGCCUGGAGCUCCUAGUCAGCCGCUAUCUCCAUUACUGAAACAUUGUGCUUCAGUGCUGGACACAGUUGUGAAAACAAUACCGGGACUAUUAGAAGCUGCCUUUCUAAUGGCCAAAGUUAAAUACUUAGCAGGUGAUGUUGACGCUGCCCAGUGCAACCUACAGCAUUGCUUAGAACAGAAUCCUUCAUAUGCUGAUGCGCACCUCCUGAUGGCUCAAGUUUACCUGUCUCAAGAAAAUUUUAAACUCUGCUCCCAUUCUCUGGAACUAUGUUUGAGUUAUAAUUUUGAGAUUCGUGAGCAUCCCCUGUAUCACUUGAUUAGAGCUCAAACUCAGAAGAAAAUGGGUGAUAUUCAGGAAGCCAUUAAAACCUUGAAGAUUGCUGCAGGCUUGCCUGCAAUGAGGAAAACAGGAAGUACAUCCAAAUCAAAAGGCAAAAAAAUUGAAUUUAGUGCAACUGAUCGUGUUUCUGUUUUUCUGGAGCUAGCAGAGGCUCACCGCAUGAAUGGAGAACAGCACGAAGCUGCCAAAGUGAUGCAAGAUGCCAUCAAUGAAUUUUCGGGCACCUCUGAAGAGUUACGUGUUACAAUUGCUAAUGCAGACCUUGCUGUUGUACGUGGGGAUAUAGAGCUGGCUCUUGGUAUGCUGCGGAAUGUUACACCUGAGCAACCUUAUUUUAUUCAAGCAAAAGAGAAGAUGGCUGCCAUAUACUUAAACCAGAGGAAAGAUAAACAGUUAUAUGCAAGCUGCUACAGAGACUUGGUUGACAAACUUGCUGGACCCCACACCUAUCUUUUGUUAGGUGAUGCCUACAUGAAUAUUCAAGAGCCUGAAAAAGCCAUUGAUGUAUAUGAACAAGCUCUAAAGAAAAAUCCAAGGGAUGGAACUUUGGCUAGCAAGAUUGGAACAGCACUUGUUAAAACACAUAAUUACAAUAAGGCAAUUAAUUAUUAUGAAGCAGCUUUGAAGACUGGCCAACAGAAUUUCCUUCGUUAUGACUUAGCUGAACUCUUGCUUAAGCUGCAACAGUAUGAGAAGGCAGAAAAAAUCCUGCUGCAGUCAUUAGAACAUGAUUAUGUAAGUGAUCUUCAAGCUUUGAUGGAAGAUGCACGAUAUUUAAUGCUUCUGGCAAAAAUAUAUAGUAAGAAAGAGAAGAUAGAUGAUGCCAUCCUUGCAUUGCAGAGGGCAAGAGAGGUCCAGGCUCAGGUGUUAAAACGAGUUCAAAUAGAACAGGCUGAUACAGUUCCACACCAGAAACAACUUGCAGCAGAGAUCUGUGCUGAAAUAGCAAAGCAUGCUGCAGACCAGCGAGACUAUGAAAAGGCAAUUAAGUUCUACAAGGAGGCACUUGUCUAUUUUGAGAAUAACCAUAAGGUAAUGCUAGAACUUGCGCAGCUUUACCUUGCUCAAGAUGAUAUUGAUGCCUGUCAGCAUCAGUGUGCAAUUCUUCUGAAAAGCGACCAACAUAAUGAUGCAGCUACCAUGAUGAUGGCAGAUCUGAUGUUCAGAAAGCAGGAUUAUGACCAAGCUGUGUUCCACUUCCAACAACUUUUGGAACGCAAACCAGAUAAUUUUAUGACAUUAGCACGUUUGAUCGAUUUGUUGAGGAGAGCUGGAAAACUGGAAGAAGUUCCCAGAUUCCUCGAUAUGGCUGAAAAGCAUACUUCAAGGCCAACUUCUGAGCCUGGCUUUAAUUAUUGCAAAGGAUUGCAUCUCUGGUACACUGGAGAACCAAAUGAUGCACUCCGACACUUCAAUAAGGCACGCAAGGACAGUGACUGGGGACAAAAUGCGAUUUAUAACAUGAUAGAGAUCUGCAUGAAUCCAGACAAUGAUACCAUUGGAGGUGAAGUCUUUGAGAACCUGGAUGGAGAUAUGCGAAACUCAACUGAAAAGCAGGAGUCAGAACAGUUGGCUGUGAUGACAGCAGAAAAACUAUUGAAGGAACUCAAACCUCAGACUAUUCAAGGCCAUGUCCAGUUGCGCAUAAUGGAGAGCUGCUGCCUCAUGGCAACAAAGCAUAAAGCAAACGUGGAACGAGCUCUCAAUGUCUUCACUGAAAUAGCAACGGCUGAGAAGGACCACAUUCCCGCGCUCUUUGGAAUGGCCACAGCAUAUAUGAUUUUAAAGCAGACGCCUCGUGCAAGGAAUCAGCUAAAACGUAUUGCAAAAUUAAACUGGAAUGCCACUGAUGCUGAGGAAUUCGAAAAGAGUUGGUUACUUCUAGCUGAUGUUUACAUUCAGUCUGGAAAAUUUGAUAUGGCAGUUGAACUUCUAAGACGCUGUCUACGGCACAAUAAGUCCUGUUGCAAGGCUUAUGAAUACAUGGGAUACAUUAUGGAAAAAGAACAAUCUUAUAAGGAUGCAGCUACUAAUUAUGAGAUGGCUUGGAAGUACUGUAACCAGACAAAUCCAACAAUAGGGUACAAGUUGGCUUUUAACUAUUUGAAGGCAAAACGAUACGUUGAUGCUAUUGACAUUUGUCAUAAGUGCUGCAUAAAGCAGAACAAAAAUCUAUGGAUGCCGAAGAUCUGAAAUAAAGACAAAUUGCUGGAGAAACUGAGAAGGUCUAGCAGCAUCUGUGGUAUUAGCUGCCCAUCCCAAUUACCCAAAAAUGAGGAAAGAUAUUCUUGACAAAGCUCGAGCAGCUCUCCGUUCGUAAUUGGGCCAUUUGAUGUUAGCUUUGCUUUCAAAUAUUUCUGAAGUAUAUGUAUAUUGUUUGACAUGCCAAUCUUGCAUUAUGUACAGUUGCUUCUAAUGUAUAAUUAUCUAGAUGUAUUACUUUUGUAUGCUUUAUGACCCAUGGUAGUUUAUAUACAAAGUUCCACAAUAGUGUUUUGCUGUUCUUACAACAAUGUUAUUUUCUUUUUAAAUUACGAGUAUCUGUGAAAAUAAAUUUGCAUACGUAUAAUUCUCUGUAAUUUUCUACCACAACAUCUCCAACACGCCAACGAUGUAAAGCACAAUCAUUUGUUUUAGAUGAUUCCCUGAAGGAGUUGAUCUUUCAAACUUCAGAAUUUUCAAACCACUUGAUAGAUAUUUUAAGUACAAAUUAAUUUGAGAUGUCUUUGAUGUCAGUGUUUAAGGUCUUGAGCUUAUGGGAAGAGUCUGUCUGUUCUGAUUGACUUAAACUAAAAAGUGACCUGCACGUAGUAAAUCACUGUAUCUAUAAAGACGUUUUGAAGAAAGAAAUAAAACUAGAUUUAGAUGUUAUAUAUUUCUAUGAACUUGCAAAUGCAUGCAACCUGAAAUUAGUGGCUGUGCAUAGUUUAAAUCAUUACGUGUUUCACUUCUUCAGAACUAGUAAGUUUUUAUUAAGCUUUCACUUUUCUGUCUUAAUUUGUUUGCAUUCUGCUUUUUGGUACCUUUUGUAUUUCUGAAUUAAUUUACAAAUAUUGAUAUUGAGUGGAGUAAAGAGAUGUUCUGUAAUUAGUGCUUUCUACUUAUGGUUGUAUUGUUAAAACCAAGAAUUUUUUUGCAAUCUGAUUAUUUCAAAGUAAAUAUCAAUAAAUAGGCAAUGUUUUUUAUAUUGA
Messenger RNA from Stegostoma tigrinum, 5446 nucleotides. It is a transcript of the gene ttc21b, whose product is annotated as tetratricopeptide repeat domain 21B. The record is from RefSeq and is a predicted model, not a curated record. NCBI's taxonomy places the organism in Eukaryota, Metazoa, Chordata, Chondrichthyes, Orectolobiformes, Stegostomatidae. The transcript has 30 exons. Gene Ontology annotation, molecular function: protein binding. Gene Ontology annotation, biological process: protein localization to cilium; intraciliary retrograde transport. Bases 525 to 4448 code for a protein of 1307 amino acids. Gene Ontology annotation, cellular component: intraciliary transport particle A.